AAACUUCAAUGUUAAUUUGUAAAAUGAAAUACUGAUGAAUCCUUAUCAGUCAACAUCUGUUAGUUUAGCUCGUUAGACAUAUUUCAACAAAAGUGACUGUAACAAAACCAAAGAAACGAUGUCUCGGAUUAACUUCACAGUCCUGCUGAUAGUUACUACCAUCGGCGUCAUUCAAGCUGGACCGGAAGAAAAUGAAGGCGUUAAAUAUGCUGACCAGUGCGAAGCCUGCAAAAUUUUGGCCAUCGAGCUUGAGGCGCGUUUGUCGGAAACGGGAAAAUCGCAUGAUGUUCUUGAGCUGGGGUACUCUCUGGAUGAUGUAAAGCCUAAGAAAAAAACCGAAUAUCGGAAAAGUGAGCUCAGGUUGCUGGAGUCAAUGGAAAAUGUCUGCGAACGAAUCCUGGAGUACAAUAUCCACAAGGAACGCAAGGAUAGCACACGUUUUGCGAAGGGUAUGUCUCAAACGUUCCAAACCCUGCACGGUCUAGUUGACAAAGGUGUCAAAGUUGAUCUCGGCAUUCCGAUUGAGCUCUGGGACAAACCGUCAGCCGAGAUCACUCAAAUGAAAACACAAUGCGAAACCCUCGUUGAGAGCUAUGAGGACGUGAUAGAAACGUGGUAUUUUAAGAAGCAAAACGACGUAAAAUUAAUCAAAUACUUGUGCGAGGACCGCGUUUUGAAAGGUCGAAAUCAUCAAUGCUUGUACGAGGAAUUAUCCACUAAGAAAGACGAUGGAAAAUCGGAUGAGACUGAACAAAGCAAUAACGAGAAGGAAGAGUUGUGAGGUGGUAUUUGCCAAACGUUGUUCACUAGUAUCGAUGUACCAUUUUAUUCCUCUACAUGUUUAAUCCUAACAAAUUGUUCCAAAUUAUCUGUAAAUUAAAAAAAAAACUGUCAAUUUCAACAGCCACAGACGAACAAAUAAAGUCUGCUCAGUUUACCUUCAAUUAAACCGACUUUAUGUUCAA
Molecule: messenger RNA, 965 nt
Organism: Uranotaenia lowii
Lineage: Eukaryota; Metazoa; Arthropoda; Insecta; Diptera; Culicidae
Gene: CNPYb
Product: protein canopy homolog 4
Exons: 2
Coding region: 119-781 (220 amino acids)
Cellular component (GO): endomembrane system
Molecular function (GO): signaling receptor binding
Source: RefSeq, a predicted model, not a curated record